AUGCUGUGCCAGUCUCUUCGCAGAUUUGGUCUAAAGCUGGUACGCAGACAUACGCUGGAGGAAGAAGAGACCAAGUUGGAAUCUGUCAGAAGUCUGAGCACUCUGGAUUUAGUGGUUCUGGGUGUGGACCGCAUAAUUGGUGCAGGAGUGUAUGUCCUGGCUGGCGAGGUGGUCAGCAAUCAAGCAGGACCAUCCAUCGCAACCUGCUUCUUGGUGGCUGGAAUAGUUUCUAUGUUGGCUGGGCUGUGCUAUGCAGAGUUUAGUGCUCGGGUUCCCUGUUCCGGAUCUGCAUAUCUCUACACCUUUAUCACUGUAGGUGAAUUCUGGGCUUUCAUCACUGGCUGGAACCUCAUACUCUCCUGUGUUGCUUAUGUAGUCACUGUGAUUCAGGCGUGGACCUUAACUUUUGACAACCUGUUUGGGAAGCAGAUCUCUCAGACCCUGCAUGAGAGUGUCUCACAGCAUGUUUCUCAAGUCUUUGGAGACAAGCUAGACUUCUUUUCUGUGGUACUUCUGUGGUGUCUCAUAGAAAUUCAAGAUCUGAGAUCUCGUGGGUUCUUCGUGGUUAGCAAAGUAAUUACAUUAAUGAAAUUUUUGUUCCUCAGUUUUGUCAUCAUCUCUGGCUUCAUUAAGGGGGACCUGCACAACUGGACACUAACAGAAGAGGACUAUGUAAAGGCUGGACUGAAUUACACGUCUACAUUGGGCCCUCUGGGCUCUGGAGGAUUUGUGCCUUUUGGCUUCAAGGGGAUUCUCCGUGGUUCAGCUACCUGUUUCUAUGCAUUUAUAGGUUUCACCAUUAUUGUUACCAGAAUCGAAGAAACCCAGAAUCCCCAGAGUUCCAUCCCCAGGGGCAUUGUGAUUUCACUGUUCUUCUGCUUUUUGAUGUACUUUGGUGUCUCUGUGGGACUUACACUUAUGGUGCCUUACUACAAAUUUCAACCUGGGAACACCCUGCCUGAAGCAUUUCUCCAUAUUGGGUGGACCCCUGCCUACCAUGUUGUAGCUUUUGGAUUUCUCUGUAGUUUUGCUGGCAUUUUCCGGAAUUUUAUAUCCCCCACACGUUGGGUAAUAUACAGGAUGGCACAGGAUGGCCUCCUCUUCCCUGUCCUUGUCAAGAUAUAUACCGGCACAUACACCUCCAUUGUGGCUGAUAUGAUCUUUGGCAUUACUGCAGCAAUCAUGGUAUUUUUCUUUGGACUUACCGAUCUUAUGGACCUCAGUUCAAUUGGAACCCUGAUAUCUUAUUCCCUGGUAGCUUUUUGUGUUCUCAUUGUCAGGUAUCAGCCUGAGAGGAAGAAUGAGGGAAAUGAAGCAGAAGUGCAGCAGCAGGAUAUACCUACACCAGAGACACUGACUCUACAGGGACUACUUUUUCCAGGAAGCCCCACCCCUACUCCACUUUCUGGACGAGUUGUCUAUGUUUGCUCUUCACUGCUUGCUUUGCUGAUCAUUCUUCUCUGCCUGGUGCUGGCCCAGUGGCCAGAUCUGUUUUCUGGGGACCCAGUGUGGAUUUCCGUGGUUGUGGUGCUCCUGGUGCUCAUCACUGGGCUCACUGGGGUCAUCUGGAGACAGCCACAGAGCUCCAGGCCCCUUCCCUUUAAGGUCCCUGCUCUGCCUCUCCUCCCACUACUGAGCAUCUUUGUGAAUGUUUGCCUUAUGAUGCAGAUGACAGCUGCCACCUGGGCCCGAUUUGGUGUCUGGAUGUUGAUUGGGUUUGCUAUCUACUUCGCCUAUGGGAUCCAGCGAAGUUUUUACCCCACUUAA
This is a messenger RNA of Hyaena hyaena (striped hyena), 1767 nucleotides long. Its product is annotated as cationic amino acid transporter 3-like. Gene Ontology annotation, molecular function: amino acid transmembrane transporter activity. Lineage: Eukaryota; Metazoa; Chordata; Mammalia; Carnivora; Hyaenidae. Gene Ontology annotation, cellular component: plasma membrane. Gene Ontology annotation, biological process: amino acid transport; transmembrane transport. The coding region runs from base 1 to 1767 and encodes 588 amino acids. The transcript has a single exon. The record is from RefSeq and is a predicted model, not a curated record.